Molecule: messenger RNA, 3926 nt
Organism: Galeopterus variegatus (Sunda flying lemur)
Lineage: Eukaryota; Metazoa; Chordata; Mammalia; Dermoptera; Cynocephalidae
Gene: SYT4
Product: synaptotagmin IV
Exons: 5
Coding region: 205-1482 (425 amino acids)
Biological process (GO): vesicle fusion; regulation of calcium ion-dependent exocytosis; regulation of dopamine secretion
Cellular component (GO): membrane; synapse; axon
Molecular function (GO): calcium ion binding; phosphatidylserine binding; SNARE binding
Source: RefSeq, a predicted model, not a curated record
GCCAAAACAGGAACAGGGGUGGCAAAUCACUGUGCGAGGGCGAGUGAACCUCCCCCUUUGCCUCCUCCCUGUUCCAGGCUCAGGUCCCCUGGGCUCUGCGCUGUUGUUUUCAGCACUCGAGAAAGCCGGCGCUUCAGAUCCAGACAAGUGAAUCAAGCCGGGGAGUUUUCCGUUCAGCACCUCGGACAGAGCACGCAGCAAAAAAUGGCUCCGAUCACUACCAGUCGGGAAGAAUUCAGUGAAAUCCCAACAGUGGUUGGAAUCUUCAGUGCAUUUGGCCUGGUCUUCACAGUUUCUCUCUUUGCAUGGAUCUGUUGCCAGAGAAAAUCAUCCAAGUCUAACAAGACACCUCCAUACAAGUUUGUGCAUGUGCUUAAGGGAGUUGAUAUUUACCCUGAAAAUUUAAAUAGCAAAAAGAAAUUUGGAGCAGAUGACAAAAAUGAAGUAAAGAAUAAACCAGCUGUGCCAAAGAAUUCAUUGCAUCUCGAUCUUGAGAAGAGAGACCUCAAUGGCAAUUUUCCCAAAACAAACCACAAAGCUGGCAGCCCUUCUGAUCUGGAGAAUGUGAACCCAAAGCUCUUUUUAGAAGGAGAAAAAGAAGCAGUUUCUCCUGAUAGCUUAAACUCCAGCACUUCCCUGACUUCAGAAGAGAAACAGGAGAAGCUGGGAACCCUCUUCUUUUCCUUAGAGUACAACUUCGAGAAGAAAGCAUUUGUGGUAAAUAUCAAGGAAGCCCGGGGCUUGCCGGCGAUGGAUGAACAGUCAAUGACCUCUGACCCAUACAUCAAAAUGACGAUCCUGCCAGAGAAGAAGCAUAAAGUGAAAACCAGAGUGCUGAGAAAGACCUUGGACCCAGCUUUUGAUGAGACCUUUACAUUCUACGGGAUACUCUACACCCAGAUCCAAGAGCUGUCCUUGCAUUUCACAAUCUUAAGUUUUGACAGGUUUUCAAGAGAUGAUAUCAUUGGGGAAGUCCUUAUACCUCUCUCAGGAAUUGAAUUAUCUGAUGGAAAAAUGUUGAUGAACAGAGAGAUCAUCAAGAGAAAUGUUAGGAAAUCUUCAGGACGGGGUGAGUUACUGAUCUCUCUCUGCUAUCAAUCCACCACAAAUACUCUCACUGUGGUUGUUUUAAAAGCUCGACACCUGCCUAAAUCUGAUAUGUCUGGACUUUCAGAUCCCUACGUCAAAGUGAACCUGUACCAUGCCAAAAAAAGAAUCUCCAAAAAGAAGACUCAUGUGAAGAAAUGCACCCCCAAUGCAGUGUUCAAUGAACUGUUUGUCUUUGAUAUUCCUUGUGAGGGUCUUGAAGAAAUAAGUGUUGAAUUUCUGGUUUUGGAUUCUGAAAGGGGGUCUCGAAAUGAGGUGAUUGGGCGGUUGGUCUUGGGCUCAGCAGCAGAAGGAACCGGUGGAGAGCACUGGAAGGAGAUCUGUGACUUCCCUAGGAGACAGAUUGCCAAGUGGCACAUGCUCUGUGAUGGGUAGCAUCCUAGCCAUGGGUUGGAACUUAAGGAUUUUUACUAGGCAAGGAGCAAUUUUCUUUCUUUCUGAUAUGUGAUUGCAAGCUUGUGGCAGCAAGCUGUCUUCUUUAUUAUUAUUAUUAUUUUUUGUUAAAAAUGAAUUGAAUUAGUAGACCAGAAAGUAACUGUAAAUGUGUAUCAUGAUAAUUCUCCUCUUAAUUAGAGAAGUUGGAUAAAUUUUCAUAAGAUACUCAAUUUACCCUGCAGGUUACCAGUGCUAUAAGUAGGAAUCGUCAAGCAUUUUAUAUAUACUGUGCCACAAUCCCAAGUUAUUGAUGUGGUUUAGAAGGUGGUGAUCUUAUUGUAACAUGUCACUGGAAAUCCAUGUGAUUGUUAGGAUUUAAAAAUGAAAAGCAUUCCUUCUCUUAUGAAAAUUUAUCCUUUUUGCUACAGGUUGGGGAAAUCAAUUUUUCUUUAAAUCCAAAGAUACUAAAGAAAUGCUGUUUUUCAUUAAUUAUGUCAUGUGCAAACAAUUGUUCUGCAUAUAAAGAUAUCUGGUCAUUUCUCUUUGGUUUGUAAUUAUUUAAUACAAUUUUAUCACAGGAGAAAUAAGUUAAUUUAAAAAAGACAGUGAGCAAGCUGAGAAAUCAUUUUAUCAAAGGGCUGAGUUGAGAACACUGUGGCUGAAAUAUGAUUUUUCUCCUGUGAGUCAAAUGUUCUAAAAUACAACCUCACAUAAAAACCAUGGCCUUGAAUUAUUUACUGCCUGUCUCAAGCCUCAGUGUGGCCUAAGAAACCCCUAUUUACCCUUGUGAAGUUGUCAAAUUAGCUAGUGGUUAAAGAAAUAAAUGUCAGCUAGAAAUCCAGUUAGAAACAGUUUUCCUGUAGAAAAUAUGUAUAGUGUGCAACUAUACUUUCAAGGCCAUUCUUUGUAGUGGGUAUGGCCACCUAAGGUUUUCAUUUAACUUAUGUUCCCUCAGAAAGGACUAAGACAGUAUUUGAAAAGAAAUGAAAAAAAAAAUGGCUAUGAAGUUUUAUACACUGUCAGAGUGUUGUUCAAACCAACAAACUAAUAAGACGAAAUUUGUCAAAAAGCGAGUCUGAUAUAAUUUAUAAAUAUGCACACAUAAUAUACUUAGGCUGUCAAAUUAGCACAACAAAAUAUGUGUUUCACUAUCUUUUCUACAAUAAUUUGUCUUGAGCUAUUGUCUGUAGAACAGUUCACAGACUUGUGUGCUGUCAUGUUUUCCAGUGCCAGGGUUCAAAAAUUCAGUCAAAACCUGUUUGGAGUAAAGUAGCACCCUGUGAUAAUUUGAAAAUAGUUAACUUGAGGGUAAUGAUACUAUAUUUGAAUUUUUAGAGAAGUAUGAGUGAAAUUUGGGUCCAAUUAAAUUAUUAAAUAUGCAAGUUAGAAAUAAAGUCUACUGAAAAAUGCACAUUUUGAGUCAGGUUUUGUGUCCGUACUUAAUCAGUUUUUGAGAAUGUGUUUGAUAUCACAGUGUUUGUAAAUUCUAUGAAAAUGCAUUUUCCAAACAACUUAUAGAUGCUUUUUAUGACUAUGCCUAAUGUAAAAAAAGUAUUACAUUCUUUAUGUACAAAGUUUGAAAAUCAAUGUUGUUUUGGGGCUUUAAAAUGACUUUGCAUUAAAACAGAAUAUCCCCCAAUCAUUCUCUUCAUUCCACUACACAAUCACCUCACAGCAUUUUGGUCCACUCAGCAUUUCAUGAAAGCAACAUGAAAUGAACUGCAGUCAGUGUGUAGCCUGGGGAUGUCAAAUGGCCUUUUUAUGUAUGUUUGUUAUCAAUGGCCAUAAAAUAUAAAACAUUUUGGAGCUCUGAAGAGCGGUAAGGAGUCAAUUCUAAGUGUGCUUUGCAGCAGCCAGAAGUUAAUGGUGGUACCAGCUAAAGAAUGGUUGUCGGAAAAAGGUGAUUUUUUUUUUAAAGUAAAACAACAAAACCAAUAACAAAUACUUUUAAAAUUAUAAUGGAUAAUUUGUAAAUAGUUUUUAGUUUUUAAAAUUUAAAGUGUUUUUGAGUGUGAAAAGUUGAGUAGAACUAUUAGCAACUGGUUUUAAGGGAAAAAAAGUGAAACAAGAAAGGCAUUGAAACAGGAAGGGAGAUAAUGUGAUCUGAUCAUUCCUGAAAAUUGUACCAUUUUAUAAUGUAUUACAAUAUCAAUGUGAAUAUCUUGAAGUCUGUUACAAAUCCUGCACUGUAUUAAACAUGUAAAUUAAUUGUUUGUCUGAUUAGCCAAUCUAACCACCCUAAUGGGGAGGUUUCCAUGUUUGGAGAACUGUGUAACUCAGUAACUGACUUGUUCUGAUGUUGUAACUCAAUAGAAGUGAUUUGGAAGGAAGCAUGGUGUACGAGAUGGUGUCUGUUCUUUUGUGCCAGCUCUGUAUGAUGUUUGUAAGACCAUGUUUGUAAGACAUAAAUAAAUUGCUGCUUUUGCCCACCCCAUUUGAACUCA